Messenger RNA from Ananas comosus (pineapple), 4123 nucleotides. Its product is annotated as mechanosensitive ion channel protein 5-like. Gene Ontology annotation, cellular component: plasma membrane. NCBI's taxonomy places the organism in Eukaryota, Viridiplantae, Streptophyta, Magnoliopsida, Poales, Bromeliaceae. The record is from RefSeq and is a predicted model, not a curated record. Gene Ontology annotation, molecular function: mechanosensitive monoatomic ion channel activity. Gene Ontology annotation, biological process: monoatomic anion transport; transmembrane transport. The transcript is spliced from 5 exons. Bases 463 to 3327 code for a protein of 954 amino acids.
CCGAGGCUAUAUUAGGCCAACGUUGGCACAGGGCUCGAGGAGGGUCAGAUAAUCUGUUCCAACAACUAAAGAACGACAUCGCUCGCUCUGCCACGUCGCGCGACAGAGACAUUAUUAAUUAGUUCCCACUUUCUAUUGCUAGUGCCCGCCCUUUCCACAUGUUGCCCUUCUCCGUCCUUUCCUUUCUAAGCUUCGCUUCCCUGUCUCUAAUGGCUCCCCAUAUAAAACUAUUUAUGCCGUUAAAAAGCUAUUAAAGAAGGUAACUAACAUUAAUGAUCAUGCAAAUAAAAAAUGUGAAUCUAACAAUGGGGCGUAUCUCUCUCCGUUUAUUUUAUAAUAAUUCCUCUUCUUUUCUCUUCUCUCCGUCAUCACCCCCAUUACCAUGUUCUGGAACGAUCCAGUACUAUAAAAGAAGGCUAGUACCGCAGUGCAGUAUCGUCACCCCGUAUUGUGGAUCCGGCCAUGGAUUCGCUGCGGAAACCGAAGCAUUCGUACGGCGGGUCGAGCAGGUUUUCGUCCUCGUCGAGGGCCCCGUCGUUCGAGCACGCGCAAGAGGAUCGCCCGAUGCUCGUCGACGACCACCACCGCGACGAGGUCGUGGUGAAGAUCGACGGGAACAGCCGCAGCCCGUUCGACCCGCCCACCCCUUCCUCCACGCCGAAGAGCGAGCCCGCCCCCAACGCGAACUUGUGGAGAGAGGGGAGCUACGAUUUUUGGAGAGAAGCAGCAGCAGCAGCAGCAGGAGGAGGAGGUAAUGGUGGCGGGGGUGGGGGUGGAGGAAGCAAUGGCUUCAGCUUCAGGAAUCGUCAUAACCAGAAGCAGGGCCCGAACCUGAACCCGGUGGCGGAGAGCGGCGAGGACCCGCCGUCGCGGCUCAUCAGCUCGUUCCUGCGGAAGCAGCGGGCGUCCGGGGCGGAGGUGUCGCUGGAUAUGGACAUCGAGACGGACGAGCUCAGGAAGCAGCACAACUCCUCGUCUUCGCGAGAGUACGUCUCGCUGGAGAACUCCUCCGCUUGUAAACCCUCGUCGUCCUCUACCUCCACUUCCGGCUCCUCCUCCGACAACGAUGAGGUCGUCGGCGAGCACCGCAGCGAUCAUAAUGCCGCCGCCGCCGCCGCCGCCGCCGAGGCCGCCGCCGCCUCCGAGGCCGCGGCUCAGAGCUCGAACCGCGAGUUCCGGCGCAGCCCCUCGCUCGCGCGCGUCAAGACGCGGUCGAGGUUGCUCGACCCCUCGCCGCGCUCUGCGACGCCGGCGAACAGCACCAACAGCACCAACAUCAAGAGCAACGACAACGAGAGGAGGUCGGAGCGAACGCCGAAUAAAUCGGGGAUGAUGCGGUCGGGGAUGCUCGGCAACGAGGAAGACGAGGACGACCCGUUCUUGGACGACGACAUCCCCGACGAGUUCAAGCGCGGCAAGAUCGGCGCGCUCACCAUCCUCCAGUGGCUGAGCCUCCUCCUCAUCGUCGCGGCUCUCGUGUGCAACCUCGCGAUCCCCGUUCUCCAGGACGAGACGCUGUGGCACCUCCACCUGUGGAAAUGGGAGCUCCUCGGCUUCGUCCUCAUCUGCGGCCGCCUCGUCUCCGGGUGGUUCAUCCGCGUCGUCGUCUUCUUCUUCGAGCGCAACUUCCUCCUCCGCAAGCGCGUGCUCUACUUCGUCUACGGCGUGCGCAAGGCCGUGCAGAACUGCCUCUGGCUCGGGCUCGUCCUCCUCUCCUGGCACUUCAUGUUCGACAAGAAGGUCGAGCGCGAGACGCACAGCACGACCCUCCCCUACGUGACCAAAGUGCUCGUCUGCCUCCUCAUCGCCACGCUCCUCCGCCUCGUCAAGACGCUGCUCCUCAAGGUGCUCGCGUCGUCGUUCCACGUGAGCACCUACUUCGACCGGAUUCAGGACGCUCUCUUCAAUCAGUACGUCGUCGAGACGCUCUCGGGGCCGCCGCUGAUCGAGGCGCAGCAGGAGCAGUACGAGGAGGACCGCAUGAUGGCCGAUCUGCAGAAGCUCCAGAACGCGGGGGCAACCCUGCCGAACGACCUCAAGGCGGCCACGCUUCCCAACAAGAGCGGGCAGGCGGCCGGGGUCGGCGGGCAGGGCGGCGCUGUGCCGAAGAGCGGGCAGAUCGGGGGCAUCAAGCUCUCGUGGAGCGGCGGGUCGAAGCAGCAGCAGCAACAGCAGGAGCAGCAGCAGGAAGACGUGAUCAGGAUCGAUCAGCUGCACAAGCUCAACCAGAAGAACAUAUCUGCGUGGAACAUGAAGAGGCUGAUGAAGAUGGUGAGAUACGGCACGCUGACGACGCUUCACGAGAAGAUACCGCAGGCGACCGGCGGGGAGGAUGAUUCGACUAUGAAGAUAAGGAGCGAGUACGAGGCGAAGGUGGCGGCCAGGAAGAUCUUCAAGAAUGUGGCCCGGCCUGGUAGCAAGUACAUCUACUUGUCAGAUUUGCUGCGUUUCAUGAGGCAAGAGGAAGCUGAAAGGACUAUGAAUCUCUUUGAAGGAGCAAAAGAGAAGGACAGGAUUAGCAGAAAGUGCCUCAAAAACUGGGUGGUCAAUGCAUUCAGAGAACGCAGAGCUCUUGCUUUGACACUUAAUGAUACAAAAACGGCUGUAAACAAGCUCAACAAUAUGGCCAAUGUCGUUGUGGGCUUUAUUGUUUUUGCUCUAUCACUUCUCAUUCUGGGCCUUGCAACAACCCAUUUCUUUGUUUUUCUUAGCUCUCAGCUUCUUCUGGCAGUUUUUAUGUUCGGGAAUACGUUAAAGACUAUCUUUGAGGCUAUAAUUUUCUUAUUUGUGAUGCAUCCAUUUGAUGUUGGUGAUCGUUGUGAGGUGGAAGGAGUUCAGUUAGUUGUCGAGGAAAUGAAUAUCAUGACCACAGUCUUUCUGAGAUAUGACAACCUCAAGAUUUACUUCCCAAACAGUAUUCUUGCUACCAAACCAAUCAGCAAUUACUAUCGCAGCCCAGAUAUGGGAGACGCAAUCGACUUCUGUGUUCAUGUUGCUACACCAGUGGAAAAGCUUGCUGUCAUGAAAGAAAGAAUAUUAAAGUUUAUGGAGAGUAAGAAAGAACACUGGCAUCCAAACCCUAUGAUCGUUCUGAGAGAUGUGGACGACAUGAACCGUUUGAAAAUAUCAAUCUGGAUGCAGCACCGUAUCAAUCAUCACGAUAUGGGGAUGAGGUUCCAGAGGAGAGAGCUCGUGGUCCAGGAAAUGAUCAGAGUGUUAAGAGAGCUAGAAAUCGAAUAUCGAAUGUUGCCUGUUGAUUUGAAUGUCCGGCAGAUGCCUCCCGUCAACUCCGCACGAUUACCUUCCACCUGGUUGACUUUUAACUAAUACAGUGAUCUCGCACCUCGUGCUUCCAUUUAUAUAUAGUAUUUGAUAAUUCCCGUGGAUCGAGUUUUAAAGUUGCCUAACCGAUGAACUACUGAAGUCUUGACUGGAAGCAAACCCGUGAGAAUGGGUUCUGAUUGUGAAUGCUCACUAGCUUUGUGACGAGAAUGAUCCAGAAUAGCAAUCAAUUUGAAGCAGCGGCAAUAUAACUUCAUGCGGAGCGAGACAUUUGUACUCUGUACUCUUUUGAGUGUAAACUAGGAAGCAUCAAGGAUAAGCCAGACUGUAUAGAGCACCGGUCAACAGAAACAGGCUUGUAUUUAUCCUUUUUCGAUGCAUCAAAUAGAUUCUAUAUAUAUAUAUAUAUAUAUAUAUAUAUAUAUAGAAAGGAAGCAGUCUACAUAUAUCUUAUGUAUAAAUUGUAUGAUGGAAGUUUAAAGAUUUUCAUAUAUAUCUGCCAUAGGAAGAUGCUCUGUUGAUUUUGUAUUGAUUACUUAUCAUAUUUAUACUCGUGAUAAUAAAUAUCUGGCUAUUUUCUGCAAAUGGCCCAAUAUACACUUGUCUUGGUGCUGCAUACCAAGAAGUGAAGGCGCUCUGAAAUGGAUCAUUUGUUUUCCCCUUUGUUUUCAAUUAAGACUCAAAUUUUUGUUAGCUGUUAAUAAACUUGCACAGACUUAUACUCUGUAAACUUGGACUGAACUGAACCUUUUGUUACGUCGCAGAGCCUCAAUGAUCUCGAUGAUCUCGUGGCUUUUGACAGCAGAAGAUCUGCAUUGAAUCCUCUAUUUUUGACUAUUAU